AUGAAUUUGAUUAAUCGUCUACUUGGUUGUGCCUAUGGGCAGGCACUAGGUGACGCUUAUGGUCUAUCGACUGAAUUUCAAAAGCGUUGUGCAGUGGCGAACACUUAUCCAGAUGCAACUCAAUUAAUUCCCUUUCCGAAUUAUGAACAAACUCAAUAUUCAGCUCGAUGGACACGUGAUGAUUGGACAGAUGACACAGAUCAAUGGUUAUUACUCAUGGAAACAUUGAGUGCACAUGAUGAUGAUGUGAAGAUCUUUGCAAGAAAAUUAAAUAUGUAG
Molecule: messenger RNA, 279 nt
Organism: Rotaria sp. Silwood2
Lineage: Eukaryota; Metazoa; Rotifera; Eurotatoria; Philodinida; Philodinidae
Source: the annotation of a GenBank genome assembly